Camelus dromedarius (Arabian camel) is the source of this 8231-nucleotide messenger RNA. RefSeq names its product synapsin III (gene SYN3). Gene Ontology annotation, cellular component: synaptic vesicle; synaptic vesicle membrane. The coding region runs from base 334 to 2073 and encodes 579 amino acids. The record is from RefSeq and is a predicted model, not a curated record. The transcript has 14 exons. Lineage: Eukaryota; Metazoa; Chordata; Mammalia; Artiodactyla; Camelidae. Gene Ontology annotation, biological process: neurotransmitter secretion. Gene Ontology annotation, molecular function: ATP binding.
AGGAGGGUGAUCAGGAUUGCUCAGAGAAGAGAGAACCCUUUCAAAGUUCAACACUGCAGUCUCUCCUUGCCACUGGGGACUGGCACAGCUUCAGCUACUCUGGCCUACAGAGGUCCCACUGGAUGAAUUACUAAAUGGCCACCUGCUUCUGAGUAUUGUUCAACCUGGCGGGAUCCUCUGAACUAGGAGGUGAAAAAAGCUGCAGCCGACUUGUGUGGGACUCCCCUGGCUCUUCUGGCCCGAGCCCCUACCACUCCCUCUCCUUGGCAGCCUGUGAUCUGGGCCUCACCUAGGCAGUCUGAGUAGGAACAAGCCAUCUCAUCCAUCACAGCCAUGAAUUUCCUCCGGCGGCGCCUCUCCGACAGCAGCUUUGUGGCCAACCUGCCUAACGGCUACAUGACAGACCUGCAGCGCCCAGACAGUUCCACCAGCUCUCCUGCCUCCCCGGCCAUGGAGAGGAGGCACCCCCAGCCCCUGGCAGCCUCCUUUUCCUCUCCAGGAUCCAGCCUCUUUAGCUCUUUCUCCAGUGCCAUGAAGCAGACCUCGCAGGCCCCCUCCGGGCUGAUGGAGCCUCCGGGUCCCUCUGUGCCUGUUGUUCAAAGGCCCAGGGUCCUGUUGGUGAUCGAUGAUGCCCACACAGACUGGGCCAAGUAUUUCCAUGGAAAGAAGGUGAAUGGAGAGAUUGAGAUCCGAGUGGAACAGGCUGAAUUCUCAGAGUUGAACCUAGCCGCCUAUGUUACUGGAGGCUGUAUGGUGGACAUGCAAGUCGUGAGAAAUGGGACCAAGGUUGUGAGAUCCUUCAAGCCGGACUUCAUCCUUGUCCGCCAGCAUGCCUACAGCAUGGCCCUGGGUGAAGACUACCGCAGCCUGGUUAUCGGUCUCCAGUACGGAGGGUUGCCCGCCAUCAACUCCCUCUACUCCAUCUACAACUUUUGCAGCAAGCCCUGGGUGUUCUCUCAGCUCAUUAAGAUCUUCCAUUCUCUGGGUCCUGAGAAGUUCCCGCUUGUGGAGCAAACGUUUUUCCCCAACCAUAAGCCAAUGCUCACAGCCCCACACUUCCCUGUGGUGGUCAAGCUGGGACACGCCCAUGCCGGGAUGGGAAAGAUCAAAGUAGAAAACCAGCAUGACUACCAGGACAUCACAAGCAUGGUGGCUAUGGCCAAAACCUAUGCUACCACCGAGGCCUUCAUCGACUCCAAGUACGACAUUCGCAUCCAGAAAAUUGGAUCCAACUACAAGGCUUACAUGAGAACCUCCAUCUCUGGAAACUGGAAGGCCAACACAGGCUCUGCCAUGCUGGAGCAGGUGGCCAUGACAGAGAGGUAUAGGCUAUGGGUGGACAGCUGCUCAGAGAUGUUUGGUGGCCUGGACAUCUGUGCUGUCAAGGCCGUCCACAGCAAAGAUGGAAGAGAUUACAUCAUUGAGGUUAUGGACAGCUCAAUGCCCCUGAUUGGAGAGCACGUGGAAGAAGACAAACAGCUGAUGGCCGACCUAGUUGUCUCCAAAAUGAGCCAACUCCAGAUGCCAGGGGGCACAGUGCCCUCGCCCCUGAGGCCUUGGGCUCCUCAGACUAAACCAGCAAAAUCCCCCGGGCAGGCCCAGCUGGGGCCUCCGCUGGGACAGUCCCAGCCACGCCCACCCACGCAAGGGGGCCCUCGCCAAGCUCAGUCUCCUCAGCCCCCAAGAUCUGGAAGCCCCUCCCAACAGAGGCUCUCCCCACAAGGCCAGCAGCCCCUGAGCCCCUCAUCUGGAUCUCCACAGCAGCAGAGAUCACCAGGCUCUCCACAGCUAUCCCGGGCAUCUGGAGGCAGCUCUCCAAACCAGGCCUCCAAGCCGGGCACCACCCUUACCUCACAGCCCCGGCCACCUGUGCAGGGCCGCAGCACUUCCCAACAAAGUGAAGAGUCCAAGAAGCCAGCACCACCCCACCCCCAUCUCAACAAAUCCCAGUCCCUGACUAACAGCCUCAGCACAUCUGACACCUCCCAGCGUGGGACCCCAAGCGAAGACGAGGCCAAGGCUGAAACCAUCCGCAACCUGAGGAAGUCUUUCGCCAGCCUGUUCUCUGACUAAUGCUGCCCAGGCUGGGAAGGGAGUGCUCUGUUACCCUCCCCACCUCUCCUGCACCAUCUUCCAUCUCAGCCUUGGUUCCGGAUGGGAACAGAAUGGAGGGCCUGAGAAAAUACUUUCUAAAUGCCUUUGAUCCAGGAACUUUCCCACUUCCCUUUGCCAUGACAUUCCAGCAGUGUCUGACUGAGUGGUGGGCCUCAAAGUGGGCAUCACGUCAACCUGCCCCCAGAUGCUUGCUUUCCUGCCUCAGAUAACCAAGUGAGAUGCCUGUGUGUGGCUAGUUUUGACAUUUCUUGUUAGUGUUUUGCUUGCCUUUGGGAAAGGCCCCCUCUGAGCCUUACCCCACCUCCAUCAAAUGCAGACACUGUAAUAGGACCUCAGCAAUGCAGGAGGCAAUAACCUUCUGACAGUGUUUUGCAAACAAGAGGAGAAAAGCCCAUCCAGUGGAACCUACCGCCUACCCUUGCUAGUAACAUCCAGGCUCAAGAGACAGCCCCGCAGACCAUGCAGGCAGCGGCCCCGUCACACCCGCCACCGGUGGAUCUUGAGGGCCAUGGAAAGAAUCCAGAUCCUGUGUGACACGCGGGUCCUUUCAGAACACAACUGAAACAGAGGGGAGACUUUGCAGUGCUGCUCACACCCAGAGUGCUCUCCUAAAUUGGACAGCCAAGAGCAGACCCCAGGUUCUUUUAGGAAUCAUUACUAGACCCCAGAGGAGGAAGAUGCCUUCAACUUCCCAAGGAAGGAGUUAGGUUAGGGCUCCUCGACCCAUUCCGUGUUAUACCGCCAUGUGGUCUCUCUGAAUUCUCACCAGGAAUGCAGUUUCCUCCUCAAGGAUAUAUGAGAAACCAGAGACAAGAUUGAUGACACAGGAUCAGAAAGUGCAGUGAUAGUAACUUCCAGCUCGGCGCUUCUCAGACUGUGUACAGCAAGGCAUUGAUAGGUUACUCAGUUAUAAAAGGGUGCCCUGGUCAAAUGUGUUUAGGAAACACUGUUUAUAUUUAAUUUUUUUAGAUUGAUAGUGCAUGUCAAAGGCUCUUAGAAAUUCCACAGUAAAGAAAUUAGCUUUAAUUUUGUUUAACUCACGCUUAUUUGACCAACUUAACUGCAGAACUGGAAAACAUAGCCCUGAGUCCCUUUCCAGUGCUCUUUCCCCAACAUUAGACUCCUCUCAUGAUCAGAUGGGGUGCAGGGGUGUCCCAAAUCACCAAGCACCUGGUGCUAGAAACAUGGUAGGGGCCAGAACCAGACUCCUGUUUCCAGAAAGAGCCCAGGUUGUUAGAACAUAGCCAUGCUAGCCCCUUAUAGCCCGCUGUGCAACUUGAGACAUGUCUUCCCCUCACUGUUCACAGGGAAAGGAGAAAAGGGGGUAAAAAUGAAAGUGUCCCUGGCCUGGAGCUAUAUUCUGAAUAAAAGAGUGAAGAAAACUUGUAGGGCAGGGUGUAACACCACAAAGCCAGACAUUUUAGGAAAUGAAGAACACGGAAAAAUACGUGAGGCAAUCGUCACUCCUCUACACUGGAAAUUAAGAUUGGAAGAAGAAAUCAAACUCUCCCGAUUCUCAGUAACAAAAUACAGCCCCAGAACACACAGCGAAGUGGUGAUAAGCUAGACAAGCAGCCCCGGGCUGAGCGGUGUGGGAAGGCUGCUGCAUGAGAAGCAGUCCUGGUGUGGAAGCAUUACAGCCAGGGCUCCCUCCUUUGGUGAGUAAAACUAGUGGCUCCGUAAACAAUGAUUACAUGGCUUCAAUUUUCCUGCUUUCCUAUAUUCUGUCCCUUGUCCCUAAAAACAUCCCAGCAUUCAAACCGUAUUUCCCAGAUAUUCCAGUACAAUAGCGCAAACUCCUACAUCAGGCCAGGAGGCAUCCUGGCUUUUAUAACCAUGCACAGACGAUCCAUGACAUAAGACAAGUUGACAACGAACACAUUGAGAUGCAUUUUCCCAUUGGUCUGUGUGUGAAUGUAAAGACCAAGAAUGGUCUUUUGGAGACCGUUAACCCCCCCAAAUGGACUGUUUCCUCACAUAGGCUAGUACAUGUUCCCUCCAGGUAUUUAACCCGUUCAUAAUUGUGACGUUUUUCAAUGGGAAAGAACAAAAAGAAGAGGGGAGGGGAGUCACUCUGUAGAGAUUCUGAAAGGUUGUUUAUUUUUUGUUUUGUUUCACAAUUUUGACCCCAAAAAAGGCUAGCAUUUUCCCUCCAAGCUGACUUGGUGAGGCUGAAACAACAAAGAUCCACUUGGUUUAUGCUAACAUGUAGUUCAGUGAACGGAAUUUAAAACGCAACCUCUGUGAACACCUCUACCAGCCAGGGAAAAUAUCUUCUUACAGCUCUUCUUCCUAUCAGCAUGAUAAAAGGGUACUGUAAUUUAAUGUAAAAUCAGCUUUCAAGGGACACUGGAAUAUACAUACCCUUUCUCUUUCAUCAAUCCUCUGUGUUCUCUUCAUCAUUACCACACUGCUUCCUAGUUCAGUCCCUGCUGAUGGGGCAGUUAGCUUUACCUUUCCAAAAUUUCAAGGGUAAUGGGCCUUCACUCCCAUGGUAACAAAUACAGUAGCAAAUCCCAUGAGCCUGGACAUUAACCACCUUCUGGAAGUUUUCAUCUGAAUUUGCUGUGAAAGGAGCUGGAGGGGAAAGCAAGCAGGUGCAGGCACCUUGUGAACAAGCUAUGUGGGCACAGCACAGUGCACAUUGCUUGGCACACAGUAGGUGUGCACGGUGUGCAUUAGGUUGGCCCUCCUAGAAACCUAUGAUAUUAACAAAUGUAAACAAAGCGUCGAGUCAAGGCUAAGAGUAUCAACGUGAGGAAGUCACUUGCCCAGGAACAGAAUCAAUAGAAUCAAAUCAACAGAGAGAUUAAUAAAAUGAGAUAAGAAGCUGAAGAAAAUCUGUAGCCUUUCUUUAAACCUAUGGAACAAGCAGAAGCAGGGGCCAUGAGACUCCCCCGUGGUGAGCAUGGACCCCACAGAGGUGAGCUGACCACGGGGCCGCCAUGGCUGGGAGCCGAAGGGAUGAGGUGCCAUUGUCAGGAUCAGUCAGGAGGUAUGGUGAGCAGACCAGGACAGUACCAAAGCUUGUCCAACAGAGACCAGGACCCAGGGGUCCCAUCCAGACCGCACACCACCCAGUGGACCACAGCGGAGCUCUCCGAACAGCAGAGCUCGGCUUGAGCCACCACACAGGCACAGUGUCCUUUCAGAACCCUGCCUCUCCCAGCUCUUGUGCUUCAUUCAACUUCAUAGAACAGGUUGGUGGCUCACUUGGUUUUGUGUGCUUAGAAUUGGUGAAAGGAUGCAGGUUAGAGUCACAGUGCCAGCCUUGCAGACACAAGCAGUAACUUAAUUAUGCUGGAGGAAUAGCUCGUGACCCAAGAGCAAUUGCACAUGCAUCGCAUGUUUUUCUUUACCCUAGACAGCAAGUGGGCUGCUUCCUAACCAUACCAAAGCAGUCGCUGAUUAGAUUCAGUUUCAGUCUAAUACUGAGACUGGAAUAGAAGGCACUUUUGAUUUGGUUGGAGACACAUUGGAAGGCUGGGUGACAAGCAAGUCAAACCAGUCCAUUAACCAGACGCAACACAUAAAGGGCACAGAGGCUCCCUCGUGUUUCCAGUGUGUAGCUGCAAUAGAUGGGGCUUUUAGAUGGUGUAUUCAGAGCCCUCAACUGGCAGACCUAGGAAAAGAUGAACACUUAAAAGAUUUUUUCUUUAAGGGAAUACCAAUCUAAAACUAAAUAUUCCUUCUACAGUUGUGUGUAUGUAUGUGUAUGAGAGAGAAUCCUUUAAAUCCUAAAUAUCUUUCAUUAUUUCUGUUCUGAUUGGUCCUCCCACUUACAAUUUCAAUUUCCAAACUCUGACAUUUUAACUAUCUCCUCUCUAUGGUCUUUUGUUGAGUCUAGAGAAGCAAGUUAACAUUUCCUUGCCUCUCAAUUAACAUUUUACCUGUUUUGCUAUGGAAUAGCAGAAAGUUAGGUGCUAUAACCUAUUGGGUAAUCCCAGGAGAGACAUUUAAGUUAGUUAAGAUUAAACCUUAUGUCAUGUCACCUACCUACUACUUCCCAAUAAUUUUAUCCACUCCACAUCUUCUGCAGUCAACAGAAAGUUGCCCAAAGGUAUUAACCAUGCUUACAGCACAGCAGCAAACUGGGACCUGCCUGGCUCCUCCCUGAGGCUCUGUAUUUUGGCAGCUACAGCCCAAGGUAGGUAAAAGACAAGCCUUGGCUUGGGGUGCCAAGUAUAGGGAGCAAAGGGAAAGUGUAGGAAUUAGAGCUAUUAAGCUAAGCAGUGAUCUCAGGAAUUAGAGCUAAGCGAGAGGGGACAGAAUUCAACUGCUUGUACCUAGAGAAUCACAAAAUCUUACAUUGGAAAGAGAGGACACUUCUCAUGAUUUGAUUUCCAGUCAUGCCAAACCAUAGCUUUCAUUUAUAAAUGGUGGGGGGCAGGGGGAGAACAAGCUUCUGUUAACAAAAAUAAUGAAAGGGGAAAAUAAGAGCCAGACGAAGGCAUUAAGGUUACAAGCUAGUGAUGUGGAGCUGCAUCUUAUUAACAUGGUCACCACGGCACUCUAUCUUCCGUCACAGUACAAAGUGAUGUCAGGAUGUCAUGCAGUGAACAGGCUACGACCAAACCAUGAGUUCAUUCUCAUUAUACACCAGCAUAUAUUAAAGCUCAAUAGUCUCAGUCUAAUGAAAAGAAUGUACAUUUUACAAGCUUCUAACUAUAAAUUAAGUUAUUCCAGAGGAAAGCUUUGAUGGUAGUUUUAAGAAUUCAGAGUAAACUAUUGCAAGAGGACUGCAAAUUUAGGUAUAUGACACACUGCUGGUAUCCUGAACUAAGAUUUGUCACAAAGGCUAGUAAGUCUGAGGUGAGGUCAGAAAGUAGCACCUGUAUCUGCAAGACACCAGCACCAUUCGCAGACCUCUCAAGGACCACUCAAAAAUGACUGCAUUUUGAAAACUACUGUUUAAUAGUAUAUGGUGCUUCUGGUCAUCACUAUGUCCUUCCAUUCCCACUACACACACAGCCACAUACACACAGCACAACCUAACAUUACACGGCCACAAAGAGGUGUACUGGUGAACCAGGAUGUUUUGGACCCAUCAAAGUUUCAGGGUGACUCUUUCAACCCAGACCCAGUUAAUGCCAUGUGGCCUCUGGUGAACACUUUUCAAAAAGCUGUCCUAUAGCUCAGACAUUACAAAAUACCACAGAAAAAAAUGUUAACAGCCCCAGUACUCUACCUAUACAUUAAGCUAAUAAAGGUGACAUGGCCUCUGGAAAAUAAAUUAUUGACUGAAUUUUCUUCACUGUGAUGGAAAAAAAAAAAAAAGACUAUGAUGUGUAGCAAAAAAAAAAAAAUCACAUGUAUGUAGGACUCUAAAUAUUCUUGCAGCACAUAACAUUCCAAGCCAUUUCCUUACAUGCAAAACAGAUUUUUUUAAAAGCAGGAAGAUAUUGGCAAUAUUACUAAAUAUUUUCUGCAGAUACUGAGUGUUUUAUUCCUGUGUUGUGAUUCAGAUUUUAAUUUGUCACUAUAGCAUGUUUCUAUGGUUGUUUGUAUUAUGCUAAGACAUUUGUGUUUGGCCUUUUUCUUAUUGUAGGAAAAAUAAAACUUGAACUUUGUGUAUUUUAAGUCUUAAAAGCAAAAUGUUCUUCAAAUAACGAGGCUAUCUUUGAAGAACAAGUAUCUGGCAGCACCAAAGCAGUUUAACUUUGUUGUUAAAAGAUGUCAUCUACUCAGAUUACAAAUUAGGCACCAAGUAUUCAAAACACAAGGGGAAAAAACCCAUAACUCCACUCCAGAAGAAGCCAGAAACAAGAGUCCCUAACAACCCAAUGGUAGCCAAACAGCAUCACUUCAGAGCACAGAAGUUUCAGCCUGGAGCCUAAGAACAGCUGCAGAGAGAAAGAGAAGGUGGAUUCAAUUGCUGGUGAGUGUCCAAAGCUCUCACCCCAAGUUCAGCUCAGCCAAACUAGCUCUGCUUUUAUCCAUUUUAUAAAUCAAGUCUGCAAACGAUUUCAUUUGAAGAAAGGAUGCCACUGCAAAAUACAGAUAAUCUCUUGCAACCAUCUGAUGACACUGAAUAGGUUCUCAUCAUUUUGAAAUGUCCAAGUAAUGUUGUAAAGCUGUUCUGAAUAUUUAUAUUUAUCUUUCUGUAAUAAAAGUCA